This is a messenger RNA of Branchiostoma belcheri (Belcher's lancelet), 3266 nucleotides long. RefSeq lists its product as uncharacterized. NCBI's taxonomy places the organism in Eukaryota, Metazoa, Chordata, Leptocardii, Amphioxiformes, Branchiostomatidae. Gene Ontology annotation, molecular function: ATP binding; protein kinase activity. Bases 186 to 3203 code for a protein of 1005 amino acids. The record is from RefSeq and is a predicted model, not a curated record. Gene Ontology annotation, biological process: protein phosphorylation. The transcript has 10 exons.
GUGUGAGUCAAUAUUGACAAGUCAAACCCUGUGCGAAAGUGAAAGGGGCGGGGCUUUUCAUGAUACCGCACAAACAAGUCAAACGUGCGUCACCGCGUCACCUUAUCGUUGAACAUAUACAAAGGUGACGUGGCACAUACGCGCCGUGCAUACUAUCCACACAACUGACGCAGUGGCAUCGCAUCAUGGCAACAACAUGGCAACAGAGUGAAGAGAAGGCAGAGUUGACCGGAGAUGUGGUAGCCAGUGUUCGGAAUCUGCGUGAGGCUAUAAAGGUUGCGAACAAGUACGGCAUCUCUCUGGGAGGAGCGAAGACCCUGGAGCAAGUAAAAGAGAGACUGCAGCAGCACGUGUCGGACAAAACGACGACAAAGGAAGACUUUGAGAUCCUUGCUGUUGUAGCUGACUUAAAAGAUGACGACAGCAGAAAGCGACAGUUGUUACAGGUGCACAUUAAGGAGAUGAGAGAGUUCAUGAGGGAUUGUGACAAAAGCAUCGAGGCGCACCUCAGGAUAGAGCAGACGGUAACAGACGCCGAGACGGACUUUGCUUCCCGCCUCGAGCAGUUGGAGUCGGACUGUCCUAUCCUUGUGGCAGGCGAAACAUCCUCAGGCAAGAGCAGUUUGAUCAACCUUCUUUUGGGAGAGGAUCUACUUCCAUCAGCCCAUCUAAGCAGCACGUCUGUCAUCUGUAAGAUCAGGUACGGAGAAAAGAAAAGAGCCGUCAUCAACUACGCUGACGGUCGGCAAGAAACCCUCUCCGUCCCCGAAGGAGGGGACGCAGGGACGUUCACGUCUCUUCUCCACACCCAUCUGCACAAGAAGUCAGACAGAGAGAAGCGGUCUCAAUACCGAGACGUGGAGAUUUUCUUCCCACUGAAAUUUCUCAAGAGCGGCAUCUUCAUCGUAGACGGCCCGGGGAUUGGAGAGAACCAGACCAUGGAUGGCGUGCUGUUGGACUACCUUCCCAAUGCAUUCGCCUUCAUCUACGUCAUCAAGAGUGACAACGCCGGUGGCGUGCAGAAAGAUAGGCUUCAGCAGUUAUUGAAAACUGUUGCAAAAAGAACCAAACUGCAGUCAGUGAACCCAGCCGCCGCCAUGUUCGUCUGUAACAGGUGGGACUUGGUCGACGAAGGCGAACGCGAGAAGGUGAGACGUGACACGGUCCAAAAGCUGAAGACGUGCUGGCCGGGAUUCAGGGAGACACAGCUCUUCUGCAUGGACAGCAAGUCCGAACUGGAGAACUCCAAGCACGGCCACAAGUCGCGAGAUUUCGAAAACCUCCUAUAUGGUAUCCGAAACCUCAUCCCAUGCAGCCUUCAGGCAAAGAUCCGUGCCUCCUCCAGGUGGCUUGAGUACGUUGUCGGCCGUGUUCUCCAUCACGUGAAGACAUACCUGUACAAGUCAAAGAUGACGAGCCUCAAGCUGAAGGAAGUUUUCCAGAAGACAAGACAGGAUUUGGAAGAGAUAAAAGAUGAAGCAGAUAAAACCAUAUCCUCGCUGCAAAAAGAGGUGGAACAAAGUAUCACAAGAGAAGCAGAUCGCCUGAAGACCUACCUGGCAUCACCGGACGCAGAGGAAGCCAUGAAAGGUUGGAGGAAAACUGUCAUCCCAGACGUGACGGAAGGGGUCGAGUGGGAUGUUGUGAUGUAUGAAAUGGAGACGUGCAUCAACAACCGAAUGGAAAAGGUUGUAGAGGAAUGGGGGGAGGAGAAAGGCUACAUAGGGUCGGAAAUGGACCGCCUGAUGCAAGAACUGAUGACCAAAGUCUUCCCCCAUCAACUUCGGCUCAAACAAAUUGAAGAGGAGAUCGAGGUCAUCGGAAAAAGUGGUAGCAACCAGUCUGAGAUAGUAAGACGCAUUUCUAUGGCGAGGUAUUUCCGAACAUUCAACCAGGGUGAGGCAGAAAGCACUUCGAGGAAAACAAGGGACCGAAAAGACAGCACCAACAUCGACCUGACGUCAUCCUUCUUGGCCCUUGGCAUUGUGGGGGCUGUCGCAGCGGGGCCGGUUCUUGCUUUCUACGGUGUGCAGUCUCUCCGUAAGAAGUACAAAGACAAGAAAGAAAAGGACAAGUAUGUAGAAGAUGGACCAAAGUACGUCGAAAAAAAGGCAGUUGAAGCUCUAAAGGCGUUUUCCCAGAACGACGAGGGAAUCCGUAAGUACGUAGAGGAAAGCUACAAGCCCAUCCGAGAUCGGAUGGAGAGCUUCCAAACGAGCCUCCAGAAGCAAAUGAAGGCACAAUUGGAGCUCAUGACGAAGAUCGAAGACGACCGCCGAAGCAAGCUGCAGCUUGACUCCGACUACACUCCUAUGUUAAAGACGAUGGAAGAAAUGCAAGCUAAACUGGAACUCUUUAACCUACAAGAGCUCCCCCUUGUACACCCCGACGCUGUCUGUUGCCAGAGUACAGACGAAACCGUUGUAAGCAAUACCGUCUUUGCGGUAUCUGUCAAGGGAUUCAUGGAAGGAAAGGAAGUAAUCAUCAAGAAAUACCACGGCGCCAUUGACGUUGAAAGUGCACGAGACAUCGGAAGGAUGAGAAACAUUCGGCAUCCCAACAUUCUGGCUUUCAAGGGAGUCGACUUUUCAUCCUGUGCACCCAGGCUGGUCCUAGAGACAGCUGACAAAACUCUGCGGCAAGUAGUCCCUGCCGGUGCUGUUCACUGCGGAAAGGGGGGGUUCGUCUUCCGACAGACCAUCCUAUAUGCCAUAAAAGGAAUCUGCAACGCCCUCUCCUAUCUGCACGAGAACAACCUUGUCAGCUUUGAGUUGUCACAGGACACUGUCCAGGUUGUUGGAGACACGGAGUUCAAGCUUCUUCACGUCGGCGUACCCAGGAAGGUUAAACUUCCCCCGGAUGUCGACACGAAGGGCAGUGCAUUCGUCUACCUCCCACCUGAGACACUCCAAGGAGAUCACGUGUACGACAGUCGCUCUGACAUGUACAGCCUCGGGCUGGUGAUGUGGGAACUAUGGUACCACCAAAAGGCAUUUGAGGAUAUGACACACCUUCCUUUGGAGACAUUCCUCAGGGAUCAGUACAACAGGCGCCCGAACACGUCCGACCCCGGCCCGAGUAACGGCAUGUCUGGGGAGGUGGGGAAGAAGUGGAGGGGCAUGAUUGACAGGUGCCUGGUGAUGGCAAGAGAAAAACGAGACGUUCUCCCGUCUGACAUCAUCAACGAUCUAGACAGUUUCUAGUGAGGGGAAAAGUCAUAGUUUUAAGCUAGGUGAGCUAGGUACAUGGGUUUUGAAAAAUUAUGG